AGCCGGGGGGUACCAGAAUUGUUGAACCACAGGCGGCACCAUCGCUGUAGAUUUGGUGGGGCCCCGGUUUUCAGAAGCCACUCCCCGGGCAGAAUCGGUCCAGCCCGCGCCAAAUCGGCCCACUUUCAGUCUCCCACCCCCGUUCCGCUCGACGCUCGAGAAAUCAUUUUUCAGUUGACGGCUCCCCGUCUUGAUCCUUUUUUUUUGGCGGUUGCGGACGGACUCACCUCGUGCGUCACCUCUCUAGAUCCUCUCCUCACCUUCUGUCGUCCACGGCCAGACAGAUCGACACAGCCGAAUCGCCCAACAUGUCCGACUCUCUGCUUGCGAAGAAGUAUGUCGACGGGAUAUACAUCCCGGCCGGUCUCAUCGUGCUCGGCACCGCCAUUCUGAAGCGCGAGUUCCUGCACUACGCCGUGCUCGUCGCCAUUGCCCUCGGCGCCAUCAAGUUCAUCCGGACCCAGCCCAAGAAGGUCCUCAAGCCAGAUGCCUUCCAGGAGUUUGAGCUCAAGGAGAAGACCAUCAUCUCCCACAAUGUAGCCAUCUACCGCUUCGCUCUCCCCAACCCAUCCGAUAUCCUCGGCCUCCCCAUCGGCCAGCACAUCUCGAUCGGCGCCCAUCUCCCCCAGCCCGAUGGCACCACCAAGGAAAUCGUCCGCUCCUACACCCCCGUCUCUGGUGACCACCAGCCCGGCUACUUCGAUCUCCUCAUCAAGUCCUACCCUACCGGUAACAUCUCCAAGCACAUGGCCGGUCUUGCCGUUGGCCAGACCAUCCGCGUCAAGGGCCCCAAGGGCGCUUUCGUCUACACUCCCAACAUGGUCCGUCACUUUGGCAUGAUCGCCGGCGGUACUGGUAUCACCCCCAUGCUCCAGGUCAUCCGCGCCAUUGUCCGCGGCCGCAAGGCUGGCGACACCACCCAGGUCGAUCUCAUCUUUGCCAACGUCACCAAGGAGGACAUUCUGCUCAAGGAGGACCUCGACGCGCUCACCAAGGAGGACAAGGGCAUCCGCGUGCACUACGUUUUAGACAAGCCCCCUGCGGACUGGCAGGGCGGUGUUGGCUAUGUUACCGGCGAUAUGAUCACCAAAUGGCUCCCCAAGCCCGCCGAGGAUGUCAAGCUUCUUCUCUGCGGCCCCCCUCCCAUGGUCAGCGGCCUCAAGAAGACUGCGGAGGCUCUUGGCUUCAAGAAGGCCAGGCCCGUCAGCAAGCUCGAGGACCAGAUCUUUGCUUUCUAAGGUGGCCCAGAGUGUCGGUGUUAAUGAGGUGAAAAAGUUGUGUACGACAAGAGGAGGGAUCGCGGGGGGGAAUGGUGACUUGUUAUGCUGCCAAUGAUCCCCGACGUCCCAAGUUAGGGGCAACCCUAGCUUUUAUACGUCCUAAUUAUCAAAACGAUAGUUAUAAUGACAUGCAUGGCCUUUUUUGUAUACAGAUAGAUUGGAAAUGAUUUUGGAGUUGGGUGGCAUCAUGGUGUACUUGUUUGUUUGUGGAAUAUUGGAGUUU
Molecule: messenger RNA, 1503 nt
Organism: Podospora bellae-mahoneyi
Lineage: Eukaryota; Fungi; Ascomycota; Sordariomycetes; Sordariales; Podosporaceae
Gene: CBR1
Product: NADH-cytochrome b5 reductase
Exons: 4
Coding region: 309-1238 (309 amino acids)
Cellular component (GO): endoplasmic reticulum
Molecular function (GO): oxidoreductase activity
Source: RefSeq, a predicted model, not a curated record